AUAAUAAUAAUAUUUUUAUCCAUUUUGACUUUCCAACUUCAACGUAUAAAUAUUAAAUAGCCACCGUGUCCUCCAGAUCAAACACAAACACAUAACAAUGGAUUACAUCGACAACACCGGCGAAACUCAAUCAAAGUACAAAGGCAUCCGUCGCCGGAAAUGGGGGAAAUGGGUAUCGGAGAUUCGAGUUCCGGGAACUCGCGACCGUCUCUGGUUAGGCUCAUUCUCCACGGCGGAAGGCGCAGCCGUGGCGCACGACGUGGCUUUCUACUGUUUACACAAACCAAACUCGCUCGAGUCUCUCAACUUCCCUCACUUGCUUCCUCCUUCCAUAGUUUCCAAGACCUCGCCGAGGUCUAUCCAGCAAGCUGCUUCUAAUGCCGGAAUGGCCGUUGACGCCGGAAUCGUUAACAGUGAUCACGCGUCAGGGAACUCUGGGAAUGGAGAUACAACGACGGCGUAUUAUGAGAAUGGAGGUGCGUUGAAUAUAUCAGUGUAUGAUUAUUUGGACGGUCACGAUCACGUUUGAACUUCUUCUUCUUGUUUUUCGUACUCAAAAGAAACAGUGAUGAAGCCUGGUGUGUCAGCAAACAAAGCGUUGUGAAUAUAAAUACGUUUAUGUUUCGCUGUCGGCCUUUUUUUUUUCUUUUGUUGUACGAAUAUAUAUAUUUAUAUUUUAUAUUUUAUAUUUUAUUCAAGAGAAUUAUAAUGCGAGUGAAGCUUUGUUUCAGACAAUAAUUUAUACG
Messenger RNA from Brassica oleracea var. oleracea, 746 nucleotides. RefSeq names its product ethylene-responsive transcription factor ERF019. NCBI's taxonomy places the organism in Eukaryota, Viridiplantae, Streptophyta, Magnoliopsida, Brassicales, Brassicaceae. Gene Ontology annotation, biological process: regulation of DNA-templated transcription. The record is from RefSeq and is a predicted model, not a curated record. Gene Ontology annotation, molecular function: DNA binding; DNA-binding transcription factor activity. The transcript has a single exon. The coding region runs from base 98 to 529 and encodes 143 amino acids.